AUGUCAGGAACCAAGAAGUACACAAACACCGAUUUCAAAGUACGUGGAACACGUAUACUGGCUACAUUCUAUGUUUCAUUUAUAUUGUCCAUCGGCAUUGGGAUUGGUCUAUAUUUCUUGGAUAUCAACAGAACAAGAACCAAUCUACAAUCCAUCAGCACCAUAUCAGGCAAGACUCGUCCACCGCGAUUAACACAUAUGGAAACAUUACCAAGGCAGUCGACAACUACUGAACCAUCUGCAGACAUUGCUGAUACAACCUUGUCAAAAACGUCUAAUACGACUACGGACACAUACCCAAUUUCCACAACAGUCGCUUGUUUAUUAACUCAGUUCCAAUGUAGUAAUGGCCACUGUAUUCCAUCGGGUUUCCGAUGUAAUGGAGUCAACAACUGCAAUGACGAUUCAGAUGAAGUUGGUUGUCAAGAAUGUGAUCCCAGUGAGUUCACAUGUGACGAUGGAGGCUGCAUACCGCAAUCGUAUUUAUGUGACGAUGUGUUAGACUGUCGGGAUUACUCCGACAAAAUUAACUGUGACAGAUGUUCGGUGGACCAGUACAAAUGCCCGGAUCGAGCUUGUAUAGAUGUAAACCGCUGGUGUGAUGGUACAUAUGACUGUUAUUUACAUGCUGACGAGUACUAUUGUGUAGAUUGUCGAGAAGAAGGAGUUUUUCAGUGUAUGGAUGAGCGUUACUGUGUUCCCGGGUCGUCUGUUUGUGAUCGUGGUAUAAUCUGCCGAGAUGGUUCUGACGAGUUUGGUCCGCAGUGUUCAUGGUGUAGUGUAAAUGAAUUCACAUGUGAUGGGUCUAAAUGUAUACCAUUAUCAGAUGUUUGCAAUGGUGUUAGUAACUGUGAUGACAAUGCUGACGAGAUCGAUUGUGAUCAUGUGUGUGGACCAAGUAAAUAUCACUGUGGCAAUGGUUACUGUAUCGACAAUGAGUGGAUCUGUGAUAAUGUUGUUGAUUGUUACGAUGAAAGUGAUGAGAUUGGUUGUGGAGGAUAUGAGCUGCGGCAGUCUUACAAUAUCAACAGAAUGGAUUGGCCUGCUUAUUCACUUCACGUGGCACCAAUUGAACAUUUAUGGGAUCAACUUGGUCUUUGUGUUAUGGACAAUCAUCCCCCACCAGUGGAUCGUCGUCAGCUAGCUCAAUGGCUGGUUCAGGAGCGACAAGCGAUACCAUAA
Messenger RNA from Saccoglossus kowalevskii, 1182 nucleotides. RefSeq names its product low-density lipoprotein receptor-related protein 2-like. The record is from RefSeq and is a predicted model, not a curated record. Lineage: Eukaryota; Metazoa; Hemichordata; Enteropneusta; Harrimaniidae.